ACUUGACGUCUCGACGGCAUCGGAACGGUAUGUGAAGACUACCACGAGGCAUGAACUAAUCAUGAGCUGGAGGUAUAAGUAAUCUAUAUCGGCCACUCUCCUUCCCUUCUGUCACACUUAACCUUCUUUCAUUCACGUAACUUGAUUCGAAUUUUCUUCAGUAACAUGUCUGCAGAGCAAAGCACAGGUCACAUAAGGCCUGACGGCUCUAAGAAUACCUUUCCCCAUCCCUUGGACCCUCUAUCUGUUGCCGAGUCAGAUGCUGUGCGGGAAGCUAUUCUUCGAAAGCAAGGACAAAAUGUCGCUAUUCACUUCCGCUCCAUCUUCCUCGAAGAACCACCUAAGAAAGACCUGACCAUAUUUCUUGAUCUUGAAAGUGCUGGCAAAAUUACAUCGCGAACUCCGCGCCCAGCUCGAGUUGCUAAGGUUUUAUAUGAUGUCAUUAGAAGCAGCAGAUACCAUGAGUACAUGGAAUCAUGGAUUGACGUUAAGCUCGGAAAAGAGAUUCGGCACCGGAGUAUCGAUAAGAAGCAUCAAGCAGCUUUGACACUUAAUGAGUUUCAGCAAUUUUCCGAGUCUUGCAUUGAGUCGCCAAUGUUCAAGGCAGCGGUGGCUGAGUUCAAUCUUCCCGGAGGCUUCGUUGUCACCAUUGAUCCUUGGCCUUAUGGAGGACCGGACUUCGAUGAACAGGCUCCACGAUAUACUCAAGGACUCUGCUUCGCAAAAGACACCCGUUCCGGAAACGAAGACUCAAAUCACUAUGGCUAUCCCUUACCCAUCAUUCCUAUCAUGGAUACUUACAGCAGAGAGAUCGUGAGGAUAGAUAGGCUAGCGACAGGUGGUAAAGAAGAUGGUUUGGCGUACGGGACGCAUAUUAAAGACAUCAUUGCUCAUUGUUCGCCAUCUGAAUAUGUCCCAGAGCUGCUCGGACAACCACUGCGCGCGGAUAUGAAGCCUUUGAAUGUCAUCCAACCAGAAGGUCCAUCAUUCCAAAUCGAUGGACACCUAAUCCAAUGGCAGAAAUGGAGGUUCAGACUCGGAUUCACACCUAGAGAAGGUGCAGUUCUGCAUGAUGUUCGCUAUGAUGGAAGGAGCGUGCUCUAUAGACUCAGUCUGAGUGAGAUGACUGUACCCUACGGUGAUCCAAGACCACCAUUUCAACGUAAACAAGCUUUCGACUUUGGUGAUGCCGGAGCUGGUCGAGCAGCUAAUAACUUGGCUCUCGGUUGUGACUGCCUGGGCGUUAUAAAGUACUUUGAUGCAGUCAUGACUGAGCCUGAUGGAAAAGCCAGUGUAUCCAAAAAUGUGGUCUGUCUGCAUGAGCAAGAUAACGGCAUUGGUUGGAAACACACCAAUUUCAGGACCGAUCGGGCUGUCGUGACACGUCUAAGGGAACUCGUUGUGCAGUUCAUCAUCACUUUAGCGAAUUACGAGUAUAUCUUUGCAUUCAAAUUAGAUCAAGCAGGAGGCAUCACUGUCGAAACUAGAGCUACUGGAAUCGUGUCUGUAGUGAACAUUGAUCCAGGAAAGACUAGUCCAUGGGGCAAUAUUGUGUCCGCGGGGGCACUUGCACAAAAUCACCAGCACCUUUUCUGCAUCAGAAUUGACCCUGCCGUGGACGGCAACAAGAAUACUGUUGUUAUUGAAGAGAGCCUUCCAAUGCCAAUGUCGAAAGAGCUUAAUCCAUAUGGGAGUGGCUAUGAGGUCCGACAAACUCCGGUCAAAACGUCAAAGUUCUUUGAUGCCUCGCCCAUGACAAAUUUGACGGUGAAGAUUACAAAUCCACAGAAAUUGAAUCCAGUUUCAGGGAAACCAGUGGCGUACAAAUUUAUUCCUACAGCAUCGCAGCUUCUUCUAGCUCAUCCUGACAGCAUUAUGGCAAAACGAGCUCAGUUUGCUCAACAUCAUGUUUGGGUUACCAAGUAUAAAGACGCCGAGUUCUGGGCCGGUGGUGAGUUCACAAACCAGAGCCAAAAAGAAGUAGACGGUGUUGCAGAUGCAGUGGCAAGACAUGAGAAUGUUGAGAAUGACGAUGUGGUCCUGUGGAACACGUUCGGCCUAACUCAUAACCCCAGAGUCGAAGACUGGCCUGUGAUGCCAGUGGAGAUUCACCAGAUUCACAUUAAACCAUCAGACUUUUUCUCGGCAAAUCCUGCUAUUGAUGUGCCUGGAAGCAAGAACACAGCAUCGGUACUAGCGCCCGAAUCUCAGUCAUGCUGUGAGAGCGGAGAUGUUCAGAAAGCUGCGGCGUCUCAUCUGCAAGGAUCUGGUCCGGAUCUGGAUCCGAAAUCCAAGCUGUAGGUACUUUGUUGGAUAUGUGCGUCUAAGAUGCCAGUUGCCGCACUCGCGAAAAUUUCGUAGAAAACGACCUUUGGGACAGAAUGAACUUGUGGAAUAUCAAACCUAGUCUCGCAAGAGAAACAUGAACACUACUUUCUUGACAAUAAACCACUUGAGUUUCAC
Molecule: messenger RNA, 2463 nt
Organism: Mollisia scopiformis
Lineage: Eukaryota; Fungi; Ascomycota; Leotiomycetes; Helotiales; Mollisiaceae
Product: copper amine oxidase
Exons: 7
Coding region: 166-2301 (711 amino acids)
Biological process (GO): amine metabolic process
Molecular function (GO): quinone binding; copper ion binding; primary methylamine oxidase activity
Source: RefSeq, a predicted model, not a curated record